CCAUCAAUUUGAAAACAACUUGAACAAAAUGCAAACUUUACGUGAAUUUACGCGUAAAACCAAAAGGGGCAAUAUCCUAAAGAUCGUGCGGGAGCACUAUCUGCGAGAUGACAUCGGUUGCGGCUCCGAACUGUGCCGGAAAUGCUUCCAGAACGAGGUGUACCAACUGACCUCCCAGCACGAGAUUCAGUGCAGUCUCUUCAAGUUCCCGCACUACAUCGUUUUGGACACAAAUGUGGUGCUAGACCAGAUUGAUGUUCUGGAAGAGGAUGUGCUGCGCAACGUCAUCGUCCUGACAACGGUCCUGAACGAGGUGAAGCACAAGAGCUCCUCCAUUUACAAGCGCUUUAACGAGAUCGUCCAUGACCGGACCAGGCAUUUUUAUGUUUUUGUCAACGAGCACCACAAGGACACCUAUGCGGAUCGCGAACCUGACGAAACCGCUAACGAUCGCAAUGAUCGUGCCAUUCGUUUGGCCACCAAAUGGUACGACGACCAUAUCCGGGCAUCCCAAUCCUCCAAAGACCUGGAUCGCACUGGAAAAACUGCCACGCGCGUUAUUCUUCUCACAGACGAUGCCGGAAAUCGCGCCAAGGCUGAAGCGGAGGGUAUUUUAGUGGCUUCUGCGUCGGAGUAUGUCAAAUCCUUGGAAGAUUUCCCCCUUCUGGUGGAUAAAUUGUCCCACAAGUCCUUCGACAGCGAGAAGCAGGCCCUUCCCCAGUAUCCAGCGCAUCUUAGCAUGAAAGAACUGCUAGAGGGUCUGCGUCAGAAGAAGCUGCUCCAAGGCGCUUUUCAGGCUUCCAGGGAGAACUACCUCGAAGGCAGCGUCAACGUAGAGUCUUUCGAGAAAGCGAUCCUUAUCCAAGGCCGCGAGGCACUAAACCGAGCUGUGGAUGGAGACCUAGUAGCCGUUGAACUGCUUCCCGAAAGCGAAUGGUCGGCCCCUAGUGAAAUAGUUUUGGAGGAAAAAAACGUCUAUGCCGACGAUGUGCCCAGCGAAGAACGCGCCGAGCAGGAGAAAGAUAUGCUGCAGCAGGUCCAGGCAGCUUCAGCUGCCUCAACUGAGGAGCGCUCGCCGACGGGAAGGAUUGUGGGAAUUGUACGCCGCAAGUGGCGCCAGUACUGCGGUAUUCUGCAACCUAGCCUCAUACAGGACACUAACCGUCAUAUUUUUGUGCCGGCCGAUCGAAAAAUUCCCCGAAUUCGAAUUGAAACGCGACAGGCAGCCAAGCUGCAGAACCAGCGGAUCAUAGUCACCAUCGAUACAUGGCCGAGAAACUCACGCUAUCCCCACGGCCACUUUGUUCGGUCUCUGGGACCACUGGGUGAUAUGGCCACCGAGAAUGAGGUAAUCCUGCUGGAGCACGAUGUACCGCAUUGCAAGUUCUCGGAGGAGGUGCUGAGUUUUCUGCCCAAGAUGCCCUGGACUAUUACCGAAGAGGAUUAUGCUAAGCGUGUGGAUUUGAGAGAUUUGUACAUCUGCUCCGUGGAUCCGCCAGGUUGCACAGAUAUCGACGAUGCUUUGCAUUGUCGUGAACUGCCUAAUGGAAACCUAGAGGUGGGUGUUCACAUUGCUGAUGUGAGCCACUUCAUUCGACCCGGCAAUGCGUUGGACAAGGAGGCAGCGGCAAGAGGAACCACUGUGUAUCUAGUGGGAAAACGUAUCGACAUGGUUCCCGAGCUGCUAAGUUCGAACCUCUGCUCAUUGGUUGGUGGCGUGGAACGCUUCGCCUUCUCUUGUGUGUGGGAGGUGGACCACGAGGCAAACGUGCUUAACAAGCGAUUCCACAAGAGUGUCAUCAAGUCCAAGCGGGCCAUGACGUACGAAGAGGCCCAGGUUAUGAUUGACGACGCCGCGGAUCAGGGCGAAAUUGCCAAGUCACUGAGAAAUCUUAACAAACUGGCUAAGAUCUUGAAGAAACGUAGAAUGGACAACGGGGCCUUAGUCCUAGCAUCUCCUGAGAUCCGCUUCCAGGUGGACAGCGAGACCCAUGAGCCUCUUGAGGUGGAGGCCAAGCAGAUGAGGGAAACCAACUCAAUGGUGGAGGAGUUCAUGUUGCUGGCAAACAUCACGGUGGCGGAGCAUAUUGCAGCAGAGUUCACCGAGUGUGCUGUGCUGCGUCGUCAUCCCAAACCUCCGCCCACAAACUUUGAUCCAUUGGUGAAAGCUGCCCGCUAUCAAGGAUUCCAAGUAGAUACCGAUUCCGGCUUGGAGCUGGCUCAUUCGCUGGACAAGUGCGUCAAAGAGGAUAACCCUUACUUUAAUACCAUGAUUCGUAUUCUCACUACGCGCUGUAUGAUGCAGGCGGUGUACUUCAUUAGUGGAAGCCUCCAGAAGGAUGAGUACUUCCAUUAUGGUCUAGCAGCUCCCAUCUACACCCAUUUCACCUCACCCAUUCGUCGCUACUCCGACAUCAUGGUCCAUCGGCUAUUGGCUGCCUCCAUUGGCGCCGAUAGCACCUACGCCCAGCUGCUGGAGCGGAAAUCCAAUGAGGAACUGUGUCAUAACCUUAACUAUCGGCACAAGAUGGCCCAAUAUGCAGGUCGCGCUUCGGUGGCCCUCAAUACGCAUCUCUUCUUCCGUGGAAAGGAGGAGGAUGAGGAAGGUUAUGUUCUCUUUGUACGUAAAAACGCACUGCAAGUACUCAUUCCCAAGUACGGACUGGAGGGCACUCUGUACCUGAAGUCGGAUAAGGAUGGCAAGGACGGACUGGAGCGUAUCAAGGCUGAAAUUAUAUUCACCUUCAACGAGGAGGAUCAUACGCAGCGUUGCGGCAACUUUGUGUUCCAUUCGUUCGACCCUGUAACAGUGCGACUCAGUCUGGAUUCCAGCAAUGUGCAGCACGAGAAACUCGUAUUCCGGUUGGUCAAGCCCUACAUUAAGGGUUUCAGUGUGGAGACCAAGGCCGAUGAUAAGGACAACCAAGCGCCACCGCCCUCCAAAAAAUCAAAGAAGGAUAAGAAGAAAAAGUAAUUCUAUUUUGUACCACUAAGUUGAGUUAGGUUAAGCCAAUCAAAUUUAUAAACAA
Drosophila bipectinata is the source of this 3029-nucleotide messenger RNA. RefSeq names its product exosome complex exonuclease RRP44-like protein Dis3 (gene Dis3). Gene Ontology annotation, biological process: rRNA catabolic process. Gene Ontology annotation, cellular component: nuclear exosome (RNase complex); cytoplasmic exosome (RNase complex). Lineage: Eukaryota; Metazoa; Arthropoda; Insecta; Diptera; Drosophilidae. The record is from RefSeq and is a predicted model, not a curated record. Gene Ontology annotation, molecular function: RNA binding; 3'-5'-RNA exonuclease activity; endonuclease activity.